AUGGUCUCUGCUUCAAAGAUUAUUUAUUUAAUCUCUAUACUAGUUGCCAUUGCUUGUAUUAUUGUAUCGAUUGCCACUAAUCCAACAUGGAAUGAUAGUUCAAAUAAUUCCUCAUUGAGAGCUAACGGAGGACUUAGUAUAGCUGGGCUGGCUUUGUUAGUCAUAGCGGCUAUUCUUGCCAUUGUGUUAAUCUGCAGAGAUUAUUCCAGAACCUUGGUGAUUAUAAUACUGGUCUUGCUGAUUUUAGCCCUGAUCUGCUUUAUUAUUGCAUUGGCUAUUUAUGGUCAACAAAUUAAUUGGCAAGCAUGGUUAUUAUCGGCUAUGUGGGUAACGUUUAUUUGUAUUCUUAUCGCAAUAAUGUUCUUACUAAUUGAUGACGAUUAG
This is a messenger RNA of Schistosoma turkestanicum, 384 nucleotides long. NCBI's taxonomy places the organism in Eukaryota, Metazoa, Platyhelminthes, Trematoda, Strigeidida, Schistosomatidae. The record is from the annotation of a GenBank genome assembly.